Messenger RNA from Fopius arisanus, 3737 nucleotides. Its product is annotated as homeobox protein aristaless. Bases 1078 to 2358 code for a protein of 426 amino acids. The transcript has 4 exons. NCBI's taxonomy places the organism in Eukaryota, Metazoa, Arthropoda, Insecta, Hymenoptera, Braconidae. The record is from RefSeq and is a predicted model, not a curated record. Gene Ontology annotation, molecular function: DNA-binding transcription factor activity, RNA polymerase II-specific; RNA polymerase II transcription regulatory region sequence-specific DNA binding. Gene Ontology annotation, biological process: regulation of transcription by RNA polymerase II.
CCUUGGCCAGGAGCUUGAGAUGAAUCCAGAUGAUGAUGACACAAUUUUUAUGGCACUAACACUAAACCCGGAUGACAAAGACGGUGCACUGACACAUCCCCUCAUUCUCCCCAACAAAGUGGGCGUUCCUGUCGAUCCGCCAUUUUGUUAAACGGGGGCGUUGAUAAGGAGGGAAAGGUAGCUUCCCUUCUCUCGUUAUACAUUGACUCGUAAACCUGACGGCGGUAGUUGUCCAAGUCGCGGGGACUCGCGAGUCGUCAGGUAAAUCCCCAACCGGUGGGACCGCGUGCACAAUCUGUCGUACGGCCGAUCAGUCCCAACACGCGUUACAAACACAAUCACCACAUCACAUUUAUUCCACUCAUAACCCCCAACAGUUCAAUGACGACUGAUUGAAAAGUACGUGUGAUCGAUCCAUUCACCCAACAAUCGACUGUUGUUACUCUAUUAUUCUAUUCAAUUCGCCAGUUUUGUUUCACUCUGACCUCAUCGCUCCCCCUCUUCCCACUGUUGUGUUUACAUCCGAGUAUUCAUUGUCCCGUACAGUCGGCUUGUAAUUGUUGACUAAUUCGUCAGUGGUCGUGAGCAGUGGCAGUCGAACGUGCUGUGCGGACUAUCAAUGAAAUUGAUAUCAAUAUCGUUACGAUAAUAUCACCGAAUAAAAAAAAAACGUGAACAAAAUUCGAGUUCUGGCCUCAAGCAACUCGAUACAUUGUUCAAUUGGUUAUUACCAGAUGAGUGUUACUCAGUGAAUUGUGAGUGGAAAUAGUGGAUUGUAGGAAAAACUGGACGGUUCGGUGUUUUAGCAAGCCACGAUACUUAACCAACACGGUGAAUCUAAUUAGUCGACGUAGUCCGUGUACGAUUAACGUUAUCAAUAUUUUCAUUGGAUAUUUAUACGUGGGGCCUGAUAUUUGUUGAGAAUCGACACGGUUGAGGUGGUCAGUCCUGUAUUAGUGGUGAAAAUAAAAAAUUGUCAAACCAGUUGGUGAAUUAUGAAACAAUGAUCCAAGUAUCGGCUAUUGUACCGGUGAAGUCUGAUAGAUUUAUCGUAGCAAACACGUGCAAUCUGGUGUAAUGAGUCGAGACAAUUCAUGUUUGACACUUAUCAGUGGUACAUCAGUCGAGUUUUUUGGUAAUAUCGGUCAGAGUUGUGAUACAUCAGUGGAUAAUCAGAUGGACCUCAGCACGACAACUAGACGCCCGCCGGAUGGCGCCGUUGCUGAUCAAAUUGUUGCGCAGAAGACAUCGGUUAAUCAUCGAGUUGCCAAGAGUGUCUUCAGUAUAAGAAGUCUCGUGGAUGUCGAGGAUGCUGAUUUACCGGGUAACGACGAUGGGAAUCGAGGUUAUGAGAGUACUGGGCGAGGUAGCAGCGAGGCUGUCUCACAGACGAGCCCGGCAAGUAGUACAGGAAGUUUGGGAGUUAGUCAGCAGUCUCAACAGCAUCAUCAGCAGCAUACGAAUCAGGGACAAAUGGGGAUAUCGGCCACUGAGGAGAGCAGACACGAUGAUGAGGGGGUACAUCCACGUGCUGCACCAACCAGUCCUGAGAGUGAUGCUGAGGUCGACGAUUUUGCACCCAAGAGGAAGCAGAGGAGGUACAGAACGACCUUCACGAGUUUCCAACUUGAAGAACUUGAAAAAGCAUUUUCAAGGACACAUUAUCCGGAUGUGUUUACCAGGGAGGAACUCGCCAUGAAGAUCGGUCUUACCGAGGCUCGUAUCCAGGUGUGGUUUCAAAAUCGUCGGGCCAAAUGGCGGAAGCAGGAGAAGGUCGGUCCACAAGGUCACCCUUACAAUCCAUAUUUGGGUGGAGGUGGUCCACCACCAUCAGCAGUUGUAGCGCCAACUCUGCCAAAUCCAUUUGCCCAUUUGGGAUCGUUUGCCCUGCGCAAGCCCUUCGAGGCCUUCAGAUAUCCACCACUUGGUCACGGUCCAAUUCUGACUGGAGGCUAUCCCAAUCAUCCUUAUCACCGAGCACCACCUCCACUUCUGCCACCGGGGAUGCCACUGCCGUACACCUCAGCUGCAUCAUUUCAAACAUUAUUAGCCAACAUAUCAGCAGCCCAACGGCCAAAGAUUGUCCGCAAUUCACCACCGCCGCAGCCACCACCUCAGCCAAGCCUUUCAGCACCAGUGCCACCACCACCAGCACCUCCAUCCCCCGUUGUUGGCCAUCCACUACCUCCUGCAUCGUCGACCAACACGAGUUCACCAGCUGGCUCACCAACAGGCAGCAUAACAGCACUACCUGACAUCGACAGAAGGACAAAUAGCAUCGCCUCUCUGAGACUCAAAGCGCGUGAAUACGAACUUCAUCUUGAAAUGCUUCGAAAAAAUGGUGAUCUCAUAAGCUGAAGAAUCGUACCGACUUUACACUAUGUUUAACAUUCGAUAACGUGAAAUUUAAGAACAGCAAAUCUACUGAGAGGGCAAACUCGACUUCUAGGAUCAAAUGGAGGAGAUCAAUGUGGGGGAUUGCAUGCGAUUGGUCAACGAUGAGAAUUAAUAAUUUUUCGAGUUAUUCGGAAAGCAAUUGAUUCUUAUCAUGAGGACUUGUCGGUUCGCUGCAAUCGUCGAGAAAAAAUUGACAGAUUUUUCGAUAUCCUAGUGAAUUUUUCUCCCCUCAGUGUGGAUCAGGCUCCCAAUGAUCGACCAAAGACAGGCUCUUUGGAAUUCAUUUCUCAAAUUCGCGUGAUAAAUGAAUUUUUUUUACCUCUCACAACUAGGAGCUUGAAUCUCAAUUUGCUUGUCUUAUUUUUCCGAGUUUAUUAAUUCAGGGAGUUACACCGGGUUCCCUUGCCAUCGACGUGGAACAAGAUGACCACUUUAACAGUUCGACUAAUCGAUGAUAAUUAUCAGACGGUAUUUUAUCAUCGAUUCCUCGAAAUGUCGUCGCUUUCAAGUGGUUAUUGGUAAAUCGCGUCGUUGCAAAGGCAAUUCACUCAGCCUUAACGAACCAAGAGUGGCCGUUUUAGAUAUUUCAGAAAUAUCUAUUCAAGCCGGAUAUUUAUUGGUUUGUCUGUUACACAUUCUCAAUCCUUAAUUUUCGUAACUUAACUAUCCACCAUGACCCGAUCAUUGAGGAAACUAUUAAUGAUGGUUUAUCAUUGAUAAUUCUCGGGAGCGUUGCGUCAUGGCAGGCGAUAUCUGGGCCAAUGAAUGAAAUUUAAGUGUUGACGAUUGAAAGUUGAAUAUUUGUAACAUCCGGUUAGACGUUGAAUUCGUGAAUUGAUGUAAAUGUGUCGAUCUUAGCAGAGAUAUUUCUUAUAUAUUGAAUCUAUAUGUUUACGUAGCAUAUAUCACUUAUAUAUACGUUAUAAAUAUUUAUACUUAUUAUAUUAAACAUAUUAUAUUGUUAUUGAGGUUUUACAUAAGUGAGCGAGAGAAGUGGUGAUUGAGGAGUUGCCUGAACUUGUAAAUACCGAGCAUUCCGAGGGCCCAUUUUUCAAUGGCUCAAUUGCUAUCUUCUUAUUUUUAUGAACGUGUGUUUAACGGUUGCUAACACGCAACGGGCAACACAAACAAAUCCCAUUGUUGGAUAUCGAGGAUCGGCCGAUUCGAAAGAGGGAAACAAAAUUCCCUAUCUCAAUUACUUAGAAUAAGACCAGAAGAAAAAUCUCCCCUUUACCAGUCCAACAUUCUAAUUAGCUUGUUACUAUCAUUAUCAGUCUUCAAUUACCAUUCCUUCUUUCUUUGCGACGAAUAAAAGAUAUAUUGCCAAUAAAAAAAAAAUA